AUGACUGAUCUUACAACCGUCCACCAGCUACCAUAUGUUGACAUUGCAUCUGUUUUUGAUGUCAAACAAAUAGAAACUUAUAGAUAUAGAGGAAUAAAACCAUUGCAAAAGCAGUCUUCACAACACAGAGGUGUCUUUGGAGGUAAUUUUGUUGCUCAAUCGUUAUUAGUUGCUAUCAGAUCAGCGCCUCACGGUUUUCAACCACAUACCAUACACUCGUAUUUUGUUAGAGCUGGUGACGAUAAAACUCCUAUUGAAUGGGAAGUGGAUGAAAUCACCAAUGGUAGAACAUUUGCUAAUAGGGCGAUACGUGGAUUUCAGAAUGGUAAGGUUGUGUUCACUGCCAACGUUUCGUUGACAAGCAAGAACUCGGUUAAAGAUAUCGUGAAAAAGACAGGUACCACGCCAGUGAUAUUUCAAAAAGAAGUGGAGACGGAAUACCAAGAUCUCAAAAAUAAUAUUUCAAAAUGUCCUUUAUUUGUGGAAAACUCAAAUGCUCAUUUCACGGUGAGAACCUUUCCAAUAAAUCUCUCUAGCGAUAUUUAUGCUUUUUUGCUGAAAUUUGGAGCUGAAAGCAAAGAAACUGUCGUUGGGUUAACCACUGAAUACCAAUAUGUUGCCUUAGCAACAAUAUCUGAUUUUGUAAGGCUUGAAGAAGUUUUCAAAAUCAUGGGUGUCGAGGUAGAUGUUUCCUUUAACGUGUCCUUAGACCAUUCGAUUUAUUUUCAUGAUAAUGAUUUCGAUGCCACCAAGUGGUCUACCUAUUUGGUUGAAGUAACUAGAUGGAGUCAUGAUAGGGUUAUGAUUGUUGGUAAGAUUUAUAACGACAAGGGUAUUCAUGUUGCUAGUAUCUCCCAAGAACGUCUUUUCGUUAUCAAGAACAAACCGAAAUUUUAA
Molecule: messenger RNA, 897 nt
Organism: Candida albicans SC5314
Lineage: Eukaryota; Fungi; Ascomycota; Pichiomycetes; Serinales; Debaryomycetaceae
Exons: 1
Coding region: 1-897 (298 amino acids)
Biological process (GO): fatty acid catabolic process; acyl-CoA metabolic process
Cellular component (GO): peroxisomal matrix
Molecular function (GO): fatty acyl-CoA hydrolase activity
Source: RefSeq, a predicted model, not a curated record